Messenger RNA from Sardina pilchardus (European sardine), 2223 nucleotides. RefSeq names its product claudin-3-like. Gene Ontology annotation, cellular component: plasma membrane; bicellular tight junction. The record is from RefSeq and is a predicted model, not a curated record. Gene Ontology annotation, molecular function: structural molecule activity. The transcript has a single exon. Bases 389 to 1048 code for a protein of 219 amino acids. NCBI's taxonomy places the organism in Eukaryota, Metazoa, Chordata, Actinopteri, Clupeiformes, Clupeidae. Gene Ontology annotation, biological process: cell adhesion; bicellular tight junction assembly.
UGUGUGUGAGAGAAAGAGACAGAGAGAGAUAGACAGAAAGACAAAGAGAGAGAGAGCGAGAGAGAUGCAUCAGCCAGCCUGAAUGUAGAGUUUCUCUCUCUAAUGGAUAGAUGUUCCUUGGAUGUACCUGUGUGUGUGUGUGUGUGCUCCUGCUGAAGGGCUCUACAGAGUCUGAGUGAGUGUGUGUGUGUGUGUGUGUGUGUGUUUGAGUGUGUGUGUGUUUGAGUGUGUCUGGCAUUGAGUGGGUGUGUGUUUCACCUGAGCAGCUGCAAAGGGUCUGUGACGCCUCCGAGCAUCUGCGCGAAGACACUUCUGUGUGUGUGUGUGUGUCCUCAGACAGCCCAACUUUUCGACGACAGUGUGUGUGUGUCGGAGUGUGUGUGUCAGCAUGUCGGCGGGUCUGGAGCUGCUGGGCAUCGUGCUGUGCGUGCUCGGGUGGCUGCUGGCCAUCGUGGCCUGCGCUCUGCCCAUGUGGCGCGUGACGGCCUUCAUCGGCAGCAACAUCGUGACAGCGCAGAUCAUCUGGGACGGCCUGUGGAUGUCCUGCGUGGUCCAGAGCACCGGUCAGAUGCAGUGCAAGGUCUACGACUCCAUGCUGGCGCUGUCGCAGGACCUGCAGGCGGCGCGCGCCCUCACGGUCAUCUCCGUCCUGCUGACCGUGCUGGCCGUGCUGGUGUCCAUCGGCGGCGCCAAGUGCACCAACUGCAUCGAGGACGAGGCGGCCAAGGCGCGCGUGAUGAUCGCCGCCGGCGUGCUCUUCAUCGUGUCCGGCGUCAUGCAGCUGGUGCCCGUGUCCUGGUCGGCCAACACCAUCAUCCGGGACUUCUACAACCCGCUGCUGACCGACGCCCAGCGGAGGGAGCUGGGCGCCGCCCUCUACAUCGGCUGGGCGGCCGCCGCGCUGCUGCUGCUGGGGGGGUCGCUGCUCUGCUGCUCCUGCCCCCCCCAGGAGAAGAAGUACAACCCGUCCCGCAUGGCCUACUCGGCCCCGCGCUCCGCUCCUGGGGGGGGGCCCGGGCCCGGCUACGACCGCAGGGACUACGUGUGAGACGAGACGAGACGAGACGAGACGAAGCGAGAGGAGACGAGACGAGAUGAGAGAGGGGGAAUUCUCAAGAGAGGGAAUAACAAACUCUACGUUCUGGAGUAGGUGUGUGUGUGUGUGUGUAAUGUGUGUGUGUGUAUUAAUGAUAACGAUAACGGGCACUCAGAGAUGAUGUCCCACAUGACUCCGCAAUGAAGGGCUCUGCGUGUGUGUGUGUGUGUGUGUACGUGUUUUGGCUUUUGUAUUUUGGUCUUAGCUCGGCAUGCUCAAGGUGGAUGAGGUGUUUAUGAUUCAACACUUCUGUCUGAAAGCUUUGGUCAGAAGAAUUUUGUAGAAAAAAAACCCUGAUUUAGCCUGCAAAGUAUGUUGCAUAGUAAAGAAGUAUAAUGUGUGCUUUGUCUUACACUGUUACAAGACAAUGUGUAUGAACAAACAUGUCUGUAAGUUUUUGCUUAUAUUAAGUUUUUUUUAAUGCAAUUUUUUGUCCGCAAAUAUGUAUUGCCUUAUAUUUUUUUUGUUUCCAUCUCUUGUUUUAGGAGUCUAUGAAUCUUCAUCUUCAAUUGUUAAAGACACUGUGGUAUUUCUGUUUUUGAAAUAUCAUAUUUUUUACUCAGCAAUUAAUGUUCAAGCUAAUAUCACCCAUCAGUCAUCACUGUGUAUAUUUUGUACGAGUUUCUAAGCGGACAUUGUUGUAGUCACUCACCUGCCUAUCAGCUUUCAUGGUGGGUGAAGGUAUAUGACAGCAUCAAUGUUUCAUAGAUCAUGCUUUUCGUGGGUUGGAGGCUCUCGGACACAGGUUCGAAGCGGAGGGGGGGGCAGGAUUGGUCACCUGAUCUGGACGAGGACUCGGGUGGACAGGUGGUCUUCUGUGAGGGUCACUUUGUGUGUGCGGUGGGGUGCGGAGGACACCUGGGAGACUCACACACACCUGAUGAGGCUUAUGGGCUUAUGUUACAGUCCUCACACACACAUUUACACGCACACACACACACACACACACACACACACACCAACACACACACACACACACACACACACACACACACACACACACACACACACACACACACACACACACGUAUGCACACAAAAGUGUUUCGAGUUUUUUUUUUUUAUAUGACAAAUGUUGAGGUGCUUUUGGUUCAUGUGCUAAACAAUAAACUCUUAAGAUAAACUCA